Salvelinus fontinalis (brook trout) is the source of this 3185-nucleotide messenger RNA. Its product is annotated as golgin subfamily A member 6-like protein 22. Lineage: Eukaryota; Metazoa; Chordata; Actinopteri; Salmoniformes; Salmonidae. The transcript is spliced from 4 exons. The coding region runs from base 460 to 2826 and encodes 788 amino acids. The record is from RefSeq and is a predicted model, not a curated record.
AGUGAUACACAUUGCUACAGUGUGGUUUUUACUAUGUUUAUGAGCUGACUAGUACUAAAUAUACUGUAUUUCAAACAUAGAAAUGGAUAAAUUGGUUUAUAGGCCUAUGUGGCUCUGGUGUUUGCUGUCUGUCAGGGUGGGUGUGGUCUCCCAUGGCACCACAUUACAUCACAAUUGUGAUGUCAUAAAUGAUUGUAUUCUGAUAUGAUGACAGCCUAAAUGGUUUGACAUAGCGUUACUGUCACAUUACAGCAACACUUACAAGUUCAAUUCAGGGUCAAAAUCAUUUCUAUAUUUUGGAUGGUUAUUUUUGAAGUGAUUGGUGGUAAGUAGUUGUGACCACUUGUGAUUUAGUGUGAAAAGGCCUACUUUGUGACACAAUUUAAUUUAGAUGAUUUAAAUAAUAAUAUUUUGAAGCCAUAUUGUAUCUUUUUCAGGAUUACUGUAAUUGAAGGAACUAUGGGAAAGUUCUCCUUCCCAAGGAUCAUCAUAAGAAUGCCAUGGGCAAAGCGGACUGCACAGGACGAUUUCUGCACAGAAACUACUGAACUCCACAGGCCCAGAACACACCAGCCUCACAACUCCUCACAACUCCCCAGCCUUAAUGUGUGUAGGCAGGGCAAGGAGAACACCGAUUCAACCCAGAAGAAGAGGAAAAAGAAGAGACUAAAUGAGAAGGGAACCCAGGUUGAACUAGGCAUGCGGGAGGAUAUCCAUGACCUUGACCUCGCCCAUUGGAGAUUGGCUAGACAGACAUGGAGAACUGAGCGAGGAAACAUAAGGGAGAUUAAGGCGCUGUAUGGAGAAAUAUUUAGGCUGCACCAACUCUUGGAGGAGAUUGGGGUGGAUAAAGGGGUGAUCAAGCAGCGCUCCACCUCCUCCAUUCUUUGUCCCGUCUCCCCGACACUGCCAGCUUUCCCCUGGUACAACCUCCAUAGGUACCUCGCCAACAGCCAAUCGGAGCCUGACCAGCAUGCUGCCGGCACCCAGAAGGACCCAUCUAAGAAACACUCAAUCUUUCCCCCUCUGGACACACAGAGCUGCACCUCCCCUGAUAAAUGGCCUCCUUCUCAGUUCAAGACGUCACACCCACACGCUUCACACCGAUUUGCUGUCCCAUCCCACCCCCUGGCUUCCGGCCCUCCUGCCCGGAUGAGACAGACCCAUCCGCACGUCCACCCCAGGUCCUCAUUGACUGGCCAGGAAAAGGUUAAGGAUGAGGUCAACAGGCCAGAGAUUGCAUCGCCUGAGGAAUUGUCUGAGGAAGUUCAACGGAGAGGCGCAGAAAUUGCAAAUAUGUAUAAAGCACAGCUGAAAGAGAGGAUGGCCCAAAAGAGAAAGGAAGAGAUUCUGAAGAAAAGGGUAAACAACGAUGACAAGAACGAUGACACUGAGGCCUUCUGCUCCUCUGCAGUAAAACAAUCCAAUACCCCUGCCACAGCCCCCGAGCGCCCGGCCAGCCCAGACGCCACGCCAGUGGCCGCCCAAGAGGACACUCAGGGGGACACCCAGCAGGACCUGGCAGAGGUUGUGAAUGUGCUCAAGAGGCAAUCAUCUGAUCUAUACCUGCCUGACGACGUUUGUGAGGAGUCACUCACAUGGAAGUCCAUUUACGAGGAGCUGUGCCCGCUCGCUCACAGGGUGAACACAGAAGCUGACUACAUCAAGGAGCUCCGCGUCAUCACUGAGAAGGCUGUGACUCCCUCGUGCUCGUCUGAGGAUGAUGUGUCUCAGAGUGUGAGUGAGGUCACAAGUCAGGAGGGGAGUAGUGAAAGUGAGGAGAGCAUGAGUGGACAACAGCAGAGAUGUCUACACAGGGAAUCUUAUGGUGAGAGGGACAGGAAGGAGAUUGAUAGUGGUAAAAUGGAAGGGAGAUAUGCAACCGCCACUGCAUUGUCUAUGAUGGCAAGCCGAGGGAAAGAAGAACUUAAUGCCAUGAGCUACGCAGACAGGAUCAAAUAUUUCAAGGACGAGGCUAAGAGAAAUGAAGAGAUGAUGAAGAUUGAAAGGAGGAAGGAAAAAGCCAGGGACGAAGAGCUCAAAAAGUGUGAAAAGAGACAGAAGAAAUUGAAUGAGGAGGAAAGGAAAAGGACAGAAAAUAUGGAAAAAAACAAGUUAGAGGAGCAGAGGAAAAGGGAGAAGGCAGAGAUGAAACUAAAGAUCGAACAUGAGAAAAAGAGACAAGAGCAAGAGAAAAAAAGAGAGAAAAAAGAAAGAAAGAAGCAGGAGAUGCAACAGAAGGCCCGUGCAAAAGAAGAGAAAAAGAGGGCAGAGGAAGAGAAAAAGAUGGAGAAAAAGAGGGCAGAGAUGUUGAAAAAGAUUGAGAAACAGAGGAUGGAGGAGGAGAGGAACAGGGAAAAGGAGAGAAUGAAGGUGUUGGAGAUGCAGCAAAAGGCACGAGAGAAAGAAGAGAAGAGGAGUAAAGAGGAACAGAAAAGGAGAUUGAAGAUACAGCAGGAACAAGAGAAGCAGGAACAGAAAAGGCAGACAAGGAUACGGGACGAGGAGAAGAAGAGAGCAGAGCUUCAAAGAAUAAAAGAUCACGAGGCCAGGUUCAAGAUGGAGAUGGAGAAACUGUAUGAGAGAGAAGAGAGGAAUGCACAGAUUGAAAGAGAAAAGAGGCGUGCGCUGUGUCAGAAAAAAGGGCAGACACAGAGAGCAAAACAGGUGGUGGCAUACGAGGUCACAGCGUCUACAUCUGACGCCUCUGUGCGGAGGGAAGAGAGGGAGCAGCGUCCAGAGACCGCUCACGCACAGUCUGCGAAGAGGAGAACAAGGAAGAAGCAGAAGAAAGAGGCGGACGAGGCAUUGACAACUUUUGAGUAGAUGACAAAAGAAAAUACUAACAAAAAAAAUGAGACAAUAAGCAAAAGGAGGAAAAUAUUAUAAGGAAGCCAGGCAUGAGGGUGAAGAGGAGGAAACAUGAGAGAGGAGGAAGGGAGAACAGAGUGGUUUAUCAGGAGGUCAGUAGAAGAUACAGAAUUCAAGUUCUGAUGGACAGAAUCAGGAAGGACCAUGGGAUAAAAGGUCAAUGAGAUUAGCAGUAAAGAGCUGAGUGGAUCAAAAGAAAGUAAUGGAAAACACAAGGGGGAGGCAAGAUAAACAGAGACCCAGAAAAAAAGAGGUUAAAACAUUUUAUAAGAGUAAAAGAGAGGAGAUUGAACUAGAAUUCCGAUGGACAUAUG